AUGGAUGACUUGGAAAAAUGUUUCGACAUGCUAAAUUCAAUAAAAAAAGGAGAUACGCAAAAAGUAAGAGACAUAAUAGACGAAUUUGGUUUAUCAUUCUGUCCAUUGCUGGAUGAUGGGUAUCCACUACUUAUUGCUGCCGCUGGAAAAAAUCAAAUAGAAAUGGUGGCAUAUUUAUUGCGAAAUAAUGCAAAAGUUAACAGCAAUUGUAAAGUCCUGUCACCUCUUCAGAUAGCCGCCAUGAACAACAACACGAUAAUUUUCAAAAUGCUUCUGGAACGCGGCGCUAAAAUAAGUAAUAACAAUAUUCAUAAUAAUAAAUCACCAAUUAAGUUAGCAGUUGAGCACAACAAUAUUGAGAUCGCAAAACUUAUCGUUGAGCACAAAAAUUUUGGAAAAAAAUAUGACCGGUCAUUACUGCAUGCGGCUGUCAAGAAUAAAAACUCGGCAAUGGUCUCAUUAUUAUUAGAAAUUGGUGCGGAUGUCAAUGAAUAUGAUGAGGACAGAUCAGCUCCAAUCCAUCACGCAGUAAUGGCCUUCAACAAUGAUAUUUUGCAAUUAUUAUUAGAUUAUGGAGCAGAUAUUAAUGCUAAAAAUAAAUAUGGUGACACUCCAGUUUGUUUGGUUCUAAUGCAUUCGUAUAACGUCAUUUAUGUAAAACAUAUUUCUAGAACGUCUUUAUUACUUGGCAAUACACAGAAUAAUAGUAUAUUGGAUAUUCUCCUAGAUAACGAUGCAGACAUAAAUGGUCUUGAUAUCUGUAAAUAUCUUCCACGUAGUACUCCUGAAAUUAGCGCGCAUCUUCAUGCUAAUCCUAGUCUUGAAGACGAUAUUUCGGAAAAUAAAAAACACAUUAUUAAACAGAUUGUAAAAUUACGAAGUCGAAAUGCCCCUCCAUCUUAUAACAAUAAUGUAUUAUUGUCUUCUCUUCUUAAACACAAACCGUUUGAUGAUUAUAAAAAAAUAUGUGAGCAAGAAAUGUCGAGAGCAAUGAUGGAAAAAAUACCAAACUCGGGGAUUUCAUUCCAUAAUAUUUUGAGCAAAAAUAGUAAUUUUUUAGCUGCGUAUGCAAAAAAUAUAAAUCAUCAGACGUUCAUAUUUUCGGGUGAAGUUUCACGUCGAUUUCCGGUUUAUGGAUCGGCGAUAAAACUUCGCUUUUCGAAAGGAUUAGCAAGGAAAAAUUUAUUGGAAAAAAGCACUAAAAUUUUUCAUAAUCUUUUUCCCGUUGCGUCUAAAUUGUUGUCUGAUGGUGUCGAUGAUGUAUUUAAAUGUUUAGAUAAUAAUGAUUUAAGACAUUUUUUGCGCACGUUCCCGCAAGAUAACUAA
This is a messenger RNA of Microplitis mediator, 1326 nucleotides long. Its product is annotated as homeobox protein Wariai-like. The transcript has a single exon. Gene Ontology annotation, molecular function: protein binding. The record is from RefSeq and is a predicted model, not a curated record. NCBI's taxonomy places the organism in Eukaryota, Metazoa, Arthropoda, Insecta, Hymenoptera, Braconidae. The coding region runs from base 1 to 1326 and encodes 441 amino acids.